AGGAUACGUUGCGCGCCUGAGCGCACCAAUCGAGCGUGUGACGGUGACAAGUGAAGGUUUGUAUCGUGCACUUUGUUGGGGGCCAGAGACUUCUUCUGGAGCGGCAUCGAGAAACUGCAAUCGACGGCGCGUCACCAAAGGGUGCGCGCUGCAACACACAACCAUGUCCCGGAAAGGCGAAGCGGGCGUCCGGGGUUCUGCUCGGCCCAAGUUCAUCAACACGCCGGAGUCGUGCGUCGCCGACAGCCUGGCGGGCUUCGCGGCCGUCAACACGGCCGUCCGCGUACUCCGCGGAUGCGGCGCCCUGGUGCGAUACGACUACGAGCAGCUGGCCGACAAGGGGAAAGUGGCGCUGCUGUCCGGAGGCGGCUCCGGCCACGAGCCAGGAUUCAGCGGCUUCAUCGGACAGGGCUUGUUGACGGCUGUGGUAGUGGGACCCGUCUACACGUCUCCGUUCUCAGAUCACAUCCUGAGCGCAAUUAGGACAGUGGGAACCAAGAACAAAGGCGGCGUGCUGGUGUUCGUGUGCAACUAUACGGGCGACCGGCUGACCUUCGGCAUCGCCCUGGAGAAGGCCGUAGCGGAGGGAAUCCGCGCCGAGAUGGUGCUCAUCGCCGAGGACACCGCGCUCGCGCACACCUUCCCGUCCACCGGCCGGCGAGGCCUAUGCGGCUCGGUUUUCAUGAUGAAGAUUGCGGGCGCUAUGGCCGAAGAUCAGAAGGGCCUCGAUGAGAUCAAGGCGUUCAUUGAAGCCAAGAAGCAAAACAUGGGUACGAUAACAGUGGCGCUCACGCCUUGCAGCCUUCCUGGUAAGGACGAGCUGCUGUUCAACUUGCCAGCGGACAAGAUGGAGCUUGGCAUGGGUGUCCACGGGGAGGCUGGGGCCCUGCGAGUUCCUAUACUUUCCGCUGCGAAAACUGCCAAACUCAUGAUCAACCACCUGCGCAACGAGCAGUCAAAAAAUUCGCUGCACAUCAAGGAAGGCGACACCGUGGCCCUGAUGCUGAACAACCUUGGCGGCCUCACUACGAUGGAGAUGAACAUCCUCGCCAAGGAGGUCAUCGCAUACGUUGAGAGCCUUGAUGUCCACGUGGUGCGCGCUUACAUGGGCCUCUACAUGACGUCACUGGAGAGCGCUGGCAUCUCGGUCUGCCUGCUCAAGGUAGACGAGCAGGUGCUCCACUACCUCGAUGCGCCCACGACUGCCCCGGCCUGGACAAAACCGUACUGCACGGGGCUACCUCGAUAUUGCACGGCGCUACCUCGAUCCGCGUCGAUCGAGCUAGAGCAUCUGGCACUCAAGCACCGCCAUGACGAUGGGCAAGUCUUGGCCGAAGACAAGGUCUACGUGCUGAACGCUGCUGAGUGCGAGGUGUUCCGGACGUGCCUGCAAGCAGCCUGCGAUGCCCUGCUUUCCCGCGAGAAAGAGCUGGACAAGCUGGACUCUGAGAGCGGCGACGGGGACUGUGGUGCCACCCUGGCUGCCGGAGCGAACGGCGUGCUGACAUACCUCAACUCAAAGCCCCCGCUACAGCAUCCGAGCGUGGUGUUCCGACAGCUGUCCACCACCGUCAGCUGCAGCAUGGGCGGCGCCUCGGGCGCCCUCUACAGCUUGCUGCUGCUGGGUGCCUCGCGAGGUUUCCAACUCGCAAGCGGCUUCAGUGCCUGGGUGACCGCGCUUGAUCUAGGCAUGAAGCUGGUCAGCAAGUACGGCAUGGCGCAGGUCGGAGACCGCACCAUGCUGGAUCCCUUGGACGCAGCGCUGACCGUGCUGAGCAGCAACGCAGCCGCUACCGACCCGAGAACCUUCCGGCAGGUGCUGCACGAGAUUCUAGGUGCCCUGUCGGCCUCCACGGCUGCCACGAGGUCCAUGCGAGCCAAGGCCGGCCGCGCAUCCUACGUGAACCCGGAGAUGCUCAAGAACCCAGACCCGGGGGCACGCGCCGUCGAGAUCUGGAUGUCGCACGUCAUUCACGUACUGCUCGGCGACGGAAAUGUCAGCGGCAGCAAAGGCAGUGGAGGAUCGACGUUGCCGGCCGCCGUAGUCCAAUUGAUUGGCGGUGUUCCUGUUCGUGGCCACAUUUUGCAUAUAGUAAACGUCCUCUUUUCAUAUGUGCGAGUUCUUAAUGCGAGCGAAUCAUUAUUUGCCUCAUUCUAGGCACUUCGCAAUAGGUCGGUAGGUAUAGUCUCUGUGUC
Molecule: messenger RNA, 2196 nt
Organism: Dermacentor silvarum
Lineage: Eukaryota; Metazoa; Arthropoda; Arachnida; Ixodida; Ixodidae
Product: triokinase/FMN cyclase-like
Biological process (GO): glycerol catabolic process
Cellular component (GO): cytosol
Molecular function (GO): glycerone kinase activity
Source: RefSeq, a predicted model, not a curated record